AUGGCGACGGCAAAAGUGGUGGCAGCAGCGAAGGGAGCCAUGAUCGGACCACCCAGAAACCCCGACGGAGAGCCCAAGUACCGAGGCGUGCGAAAGCGGUUGUGGGGCCGAUUCGCCUAUGAGAUCAGAGACCCCUGGAAGAAGACUCGAGUCUGGCUCGACACCUUCGACUUCGCGGGUGCCACCGCACGUGCCUACGAUGCCGCCGCUAGGUCUCUCCGUGGCCCUAAGGCCAAGACCAAUUUUUCAUUACUACCCUUUUCAAUCCCUAAUACACCCAACCUAAACCCUAAUAAUGGUAAUCAUCUUCAGGACGAUGAUGGAUUUCAACAAUUUCAUUCGAGACCCACCACGAGCAGCCUGAGUAGCACCUUGGAGUCCUUCAGUGGGCCAGAUCGUUGA
Cornus florida is the source of this 402-nucleotide messenger RNA. RefSeq names its product ethylene-responsive transcription factor 3-like. Lineage: Eukaryota; Viridiplantae; Streptophyta; Magnoliopsida; Cornales; Cornaceae. The record is from RefSeq and is a predicted model, not a curated record. The coding region runs from base 1 to 402 and encodes 133 amino acids. Gene Ontology annotation, biological process: regulation of DNA-templated transcription. The transcript has a single exon. Gene Ontology annotation, molecular function: DNA-binding transcription factor activity; DNA binding.